Molecule: messenger RNA, 1323 nt
Organism: Ascochyta rabiei
Lineage: Eukaryota; Fungi; Ascomycota; Dothideomycetes; Pleosporales; Didymellaceae
Exons: 3
Coding region: 1-1323 (440 amino acids)
Biological process (GO): endoplasmic reticulum calcium ion homeostasis
Cellular component (GO): endoplasmic reticulum
Molecular function (GO): calcium ion binding
Source: RefSeq, a predicted model, not a curated record
AUGGCCGACUUUGUCAAGGCAUUUUUCGGCGCCCAGAAGCCCGUGGUGGCGCCUGUUGAUGACGGUGACUUUGCCGACUACGCGGGCGCGCCCGACCCCUCGCCGGUAGAUCUUGCCUCGCUGACCACGUCGUCGGUGCCCGCCGCUGCGACUGGCAUUGCUAGCCGCCCGUACACGGCAUGGUACCGCGUGUGGGAGCGCACGACGCUCGACGACUUCAAGCUGGAGAUGUACAUUCUGCCCUUCCUGUUCGCCAUCAUCGCCGUCCACGUAUGGGGCACCAAACGUAACCGCAGCAAGGCGCGCAACUGGGCCAAGUCGCACGUCCCCAUCCUGCAGAACGAGUUCGUCCAGGUCGGCUACCUCAAGCCCGCCGAGGGCUCGACCGGCGUCGGCAACGAUGACCUUGCGGGCGCUCUGGUCGAGGCUGCAAAGCUGGACAAGGUCCUCCGCGAGAAGAAGGCCGACGAGUACACGACCUACGCCACCGGCCGCCAGAACACCGCCUUUAUCGACUUCAAGCUGACCCUCGCCAAACGCUUCAAUCCCUUCCUGCGCUUUGGUGAGCACAUCCUGCCGCUAUUUUUCGAGAGCUUCCCGCCCCCGCAAGAGCGCCUCGAGGCCACCGCCUAUGUCUUCGACGGCCAGGAGACCAAGAUUGCCCCUGUGUACGGCAAGACAGACGCCAAGAAGGUCCCUAACAGCACCUUCGACGGCUUCGUCUUCGCUGUAGUGCACAAGGACAUCAUGAAGCGCCUGCGUGACGACCGCUACGACCUGUCCUUGACCACCACCCGCGACCACGCCAAGCUCCCUGUCUGGACCACCGUCAUGAGCGAGAGCGCCGAAGUCACUGACACACUCCUGACCCCUGAGCUCGUCAAGGCCAUCCAGGACGCCGGCGACGCUUUCGAAGCUCUGGUUGUCAGCGACCAGCCCAUGGACCAGCCCAAGACCCUCGACGACACCAAGCCCCGCAAGCGCAUCAACCUCUCCCUGAAGCUGCAAUCUGACUACACCAACACCCUGCCCAUCUUCACCCAGUUCCUGCGCCUCCCUGACCACCUUGCCUCGGCUGCGCACUUCCGCCCCGAAGCACUCCGCCGCAUUCGCCAGACACGCGAGGAGCAGAUCUCCAAGAUCCGCCGCCUCGACGAGGAGGAGAAGGCUGAGGAGCGUAAGCUCGCUGCCGAUAAGCUCAAGAAGGAGCAGCGCGACGCCAAGCUCGGCAGGCUCAGCGCAGACGAGCAGAGAAAGUUCUUGGAGAAGGAGCGCGAGAAGAAGAGCAAGAAGGGCAUGAAGAAGGGCACCGUCAAGGCGUAG